AUGUAUUCAUCAUCUCGUUCUGGUAAUGAGUAUCAGUAUAAUAAUGAUUUUCAUCAAAACCCACUUCCUCAUAUUGCAUUUGAACAUUUGAUAAAAUCUGGUACUUCGCUUCCUUCAAUACUCAUGCUAAUGGUUGGAAUAGACGGAUUACCCAUCACAAAAAAUCCUCCUAGUCAAUUAUGGCCUAAUUUAGGGUAUUUUUCAAAUAUCUCUGACUCUAGUGUUUUCAUUAUUAGUUCAUAUUAUGGUAAACCAAAACCAGAAGACAGUUAUAAAUAUUUAAGUGAUUUUGUAAAUGAAAUUUGUGUGCUAAUUAAUGAUGGUGUGAUGUAUAAUAAUAUCCAUGUAAAACUUCAUCUAAAAGCUCUUAUAAAUUAUGCCCCACCAAAAUCGUUUGCAUUAAAUUUUAAGGGACACACUGGAAAAAAAUCAUGUAUUCGUUGUCAUACUAUUGGUUCUUUUUGGAAUAAUCGUAUUUAUUUUCCUCAAAUUAAUGCACCACUUAGAACUCAUGAUGAAUUCAGAUUAUAUUCUGAUUCAGAUUUUCAUUGUGGGAAAACAAUUUUGUUAGAUAUACCUAAAUUUGAUGUAAUUUCUUCUGUGCCAUUUGAUUACAUGCAUUGUAUUCUCAUUGGUGUCACCAAAAAAUUAUUAAUGUUCUGGACUGGUGGAAUAAAACAACACAAUCAAAAUCUUCCGAAAAAUUGA
This is a messenger RNA of Macrosiphum euphorbiae (potato aphid), 708 nucleotides long. The record is from the annotation of a GenBank genome assembly. NCBI's taxonomy places the organism in Eukaryota, Metazoa, Arthropoda, Insecta, Hemiptera, Aphididae.